This is a messenger RNA of Eimeria necatrix, 1929 nucleotides long. Its product is annotated as WD-repeat protein, putative. Gene Ontology annotation, molecular function: protein binding. The coding region runs from base 1 to 1929 and encodes 642 amino acids. NCBI's taxonomy places the organism in Eukaryota, Apicomplexa, Conoidasida, Eucoccidiorida, Eimeriidae. The transcript has 7 exons. The record is from RefSeq and is a predicted model, not a curated record.
AUGAAUGGACCCGCCGCUGAAUCCUCAGUAACCAGGAGUGCUCUUCCAGCGAUGAUGCGGGGACCUCCGUCUUCUCGCCCCGUGUCUGGCGAGUUUAGCAGCAUGUGGAGGGGGUUCGACACAAGAGAAGUGCUGCGCUUGAUCUUGCAGACCCUUGACGAAAUGGGAUACAGGGACAUUGUGGCAUCUCUUGAAAAGGCAAGUGGAGUCGAGCUGCUGCAGCCUGACAUGCGCAUGCUGCGCCGAAGUAUCCUGGAGGGGAACUGGAUAGAAGCGGGGAGAGCUCUGCUGCGUUUGCCGCUUGAACCCCCGACAAGACAGGGUUGCUGGUUUUUGCUAAUGCAACACAAGUUUUUGGAGAUGGUGGUGGACCCUUGCAGCACUUUAGAUGCAAGACUUAAGUGCCUGAGAAAGGAUCUUAGUGCUUCGGCGUUCGACGCUGCAACGGUAGAAAGAGUCCACGAGUGUUCGGCGCUUUUGAUGUAUCAAGGCAGCGACCUACUGGCUCACGUGCUGCAGAUAUCGAGUUUGAGCAGGCACCAACUGUUUAGCCGCAUCACAUGCUUGCUGCCAGCGUCGGUAGCAAUGCAGCCGUCCAUGCUGGCGACGAUUCUCGAUCAUGCUCGUCGCUUCCAAAUCCUUACUUGCCCGUUGCAUGUUGAGUCUUCGAGCUUCGCGCCGAAGAGCAUUAUUGAGCCCCAUCGCUGCAAAAUACCUCUCCUUCCGCAGUACUGCGUGGGCUGCCUUCACGCACAUCGCAAGGAAGUCUGGACAAUUGCAGUUUCGCCAAAGCACACGAACUCGACAGAAGCUCUCGUAGCGUCGGGAUCUGCAGACCGAUCGGUCUGCGUGUGGCUACUGACCACAGAAACCUCAACGGGGACAAAAAUUUCUCCCGGCGAACAAAGCUCGGGAGAGCGCGAGUCAACAAGUCAGCUUGGGGCGAAGUGGCUGGCAAGCUGGUUGGAGGGCGAUACGGACCUGCUGAUGCGCCUCGAGCAGACCCAAGCCCGCCCGAUACUAGAAAGCGGCAACAUCAUUGGCACGUGCAGGUUGCUUUGGCGUGUCCAGCGCCUGGCCAGUGCUACUGCGUUUUUGGACUGGGAUAGCACUGGGAAGCUGCUAGCAGCUGGUGGUGAAGCUGCAUUUAUUGAGGCUUGGGAAGAAGGCCGACGCAUUGGCGAUUACUGCCCACACGGCGGCUCGAUUGUUGCUCUCCAAUGGGUGCCAGGCUCAAGAAGAUUGAUAUCGAUGGCAACUGACAGAACCAUGACGCUCGUCUCACUUGAGGAGUCCAGCUUGACACCCACGCACGUUGUGGAAUAUGAAUGGAUUUUGCCGGGCAGGCCGCAGGAGGGAUUUUUACUUCCUCGGGGAAACAGCGUAAUGAUUUUCUUUGCAGACCGCCAGAUUAAGUUAUUCGACUUGGUCACGAAAGAAGAGACUUUUUGGGCUAGUGAGAAGGACCUAGUCAUUGCAGCGUGCCCGUCGAAGAUCUGCAAUCAAAUACUGAUAAGCGCAGCAACUACGCCACCGGUACUACGACUUUGGGACCUGGACGAACGCAAGAUUGUACAGAAAUACAAGGGCCACAAAGUGGGGAGGCUAGCGAUCCGUCCAGCAUUUGGUGGUCCACGCGAAGAACUGGUGAUAUCGGGCUCAGAAGAUGCACAGAUAUACAUCUGGCACCGUGUGUGGGGGUGCAUGCUGCAACAACUAAGGGGGCACGCCGCAGCUGUCAACCAAGUUGCCUGGGUCAACUUUUGUAACCCCGUUUGUCUUCUUUCUGCUGGGGACGACGGCGUUCUUUUGUUAUGGAGCUUGCCGACAACCUCCAACGAAGAGCGUGUGGAGCCUUCGUCCAGCCCGGAAACGGCAACUUUGUCACCGCCUGAUCAAAAUACACCCGACGCGAGCAGCGACCAGUGA